AAGAAAUGUUACUGUGAUAUUAGGUGUAGAAGUACAGUGGAGAUGACUUUUCGGUGAUGUAUAUAUACGAGAACAUUGGUGGAGUGUAUUUCGGAUUGCCUUUGGAUAUAUUUAUUCAACAAAUUCAUAUCAUGCGCGCUCCCUUGUUCGUCCUUUGUGCUGCCCUGGUAGUGGCCAUCCGAAGCGAGGACACAUCAGCCGUCAACACCAACUUUUUCAACAGACAACUGGAACCUAUCAACAUGGCCGCCGAUCAGGAAACCAUCAGCUACUUGCUGCCCAAACUUGCAGCCAAGUACCGGCCCAACAGCGACUGGGCUGGAGUGACCGAUCCUCGGUUCUACUUACUGACAGAGAUGGAAUCCAACGACUUUGACAACCAGGUGGCCAAUAACAGAAGAAUAAGAAACAAGAGAUACGAUUUUGACGUGUAUGAACCAAGGCAGGUCAGAUACGAUUUCGGGGAGGAGCCCAGUCUUUCUAUCAACGCAAACAUCCAGAACCUGAGGCAGGCUUAUGCUAAAACGAAACUUCGAGAAAGGCUCGCAGCAAACAGAAAGUUUUUGGAAAACCUUCGCGACUCCCAGUAACUUCCAUACCGUCACUUCUACUACUAGGAAAAUAAAAACGAAGAAGAAUUCCUCGUGCCGAACGGAUUCUUCUUCGUUUUUCUGUACAUCGAUAGAUCUGAUUAGUUCGAAAACUGGGGAGGAAGUGAUUCGAAAUAGAUGAAAUAAAAACACAUUCCAUAAGUCUAGUCAUAUUAUUUAUUUAUUUAUUAAUUUAGUUCGAAGCAGUAAUUAUGCACAAGCAGUAUUACGAAUUUUUACCUUAUUUGGAUGAAUUCGUUCGAUGUAAGAGCCUAGAUUUUUAUUGUUGACAUGUAUAUUUUCCAUUGUAUGUUAAUAUGACUGUUUUAUACGCUGAUUUGUUCAUAUGUAAAUGUUUGUUGCUAAAAUAAAUAUAUU
Messenger RNA from Leptinotarsa decemlineata (Colorado potato beetle), 968 nucleotides. It is a transcript of the gene Dh44, whose product is annotated as corticotropin-releasing diuretic hormone 44. The record is from RefSeq and is a predicted model, not a curated record. Gene Ontology annotation, molecular function: hormone activity. Gene Ontology annotation, cellular component: extracellular region. NCBI's taxonomy places the organism in Eukaryota, Metazoa, Arthropoda, Insecta, Coleoptera, Chrysomelidae.